Messenger RNA from Haliotis rubra (blacklip abalone), 2729 nucleotides. RefSeq names its product BTB/POZ domain-containing protein 3-like. Gene Ontology annotation, molecular function: protein binding. The record is from RefSeq and is a predicted model, not a curated record. Lineage: Eukaryota; Metazoa; Mollusca; Gastropoda; Lepetellida; Haliotidae. Gene Ontology annotation, cellular component: cytosol. Gene Ontology annotation, biological process: neurogenesis. Bases 282 to 1700 code for a protein of 472 amino acids. The transcript has 4 exons.
UGUGCAUGACAUAUGCAACAGGAUGUAUCGCACAUUUAAAAACAAACAUUAUUCAGGCAUUUGAAAGGAAAGUAGGUCAGAGUGUGAUGUACUGGUGGUAGUGAUCCUGUAUAACGACACAUCCUAGUUGGAGGGGACAAGGUGUGCUUGACAGCACGUCAACAAACUUUCACAACGCUACCAGUGCGACCUGCUGCGCAAUUGAAACUGAAUAUGUACGCGGUGCACGGCUACGCUGGUAUAUAGGAUAGACACAGUACACUCUGCAAACACCAGCGUCCAUGGCAGAAGAGUCACCGCCGACGUUGUCGCUGACCGACAGCGAGGCCGAUGAGGAAAAUACCGGCUUUGUUGAUGAUUGGCAGUCGGGGAAGGAUUUUAUUCAGACCAACCUGAUGAUGCUGGACAGCGAAACUCUGUCUGACGUCACCUUCGUCGUUGGGAAGGAAAUGGAGACAAUACUGGCUCAUAAAUUCAUGCUCGCAAGCCGCAGCUGCGUGUUUUUUGCGAUGUUUUGUGGUAGUAUCGCAGAAAAGAAGGAGGUGAAGAUUACAGAUAUACAGCCUAACAUCUUCAGACAGUUUCUAAGGUACCUGUACACUGGGGUCAUCUCACUGUCGGCGGACAAUGCCCUCAACCUGCUCUACUGCUCCAAGAAAUACUGUGUCAAGUCCUUAGAACAGGAAGUCUUUGAAUACUGUCAGUGUUCUAUCACGGCUGACAACGCCUGCGUAUUGCUGGAGCAAGCUUGUCUGUUUGAUAUGGAACAGCUACAGGAGAAAGCUUUCAAGGUGAUAAAGAGAGACGCCGUCCUCGUGUUGCAGUCGGACGGCUUCACUGGCCUCUCCCAUCAGAACCUGGACAAGCUGCUGGACAUGGACGACCUCAAGGCAAGUGAGGACGUCAUCUUCAAAGCCGUUGUCGCAUGGGCCAAGGCAGAAUGCAUUAGACAGGGAAAGACUCACAGCUCUGUCGAUAUUAGAGAAGUUCUCGGUCAAACGCUGUAUAAAAUCAGGUUCUCCCUUAUGGCCCAGUCUGUGUUCGUAAGGCUGGUUGGAGAUGGCAUUCUUACCGACAGCGAAAAGGUGAAGAUAUUAGAACGCUAUAUCUCGCCUAAGUCCAACAUUGAACCGUUCAUCGGGAAGCCCCGCGACACCGGAGAAAUCACAUACAGGGUACAACGUCUGGUUCAAGGCGGGCUUGGGUAUCCACUGAGUAAAGUCAAAGAUGCUCUGUACAUAUUCUGCGACAAGCCUGUUAUUUUCAUGGGCAUGAUGUUGUACGCUCCAGCAAAUAUCACCACCGGCGUCUUAUCUUACUUUAAGUCCUUACUUGACGCCCAGAAUGACGUCAAUACAAACACGGCGAAAUACUACGUUACGCUGGUUAUCCGCAACGCUCAGAACGUCAGGGUGGGCAUCCACCACAUGGACAUGGACGUACUGGCUGGGGACGAGCAGCUAGAAAUUACAAUGACAACGCCCGUCCCCCUGACUCCAAAUGAGAGGUACACCAUCACGGUGGUCGUUGAGGGCUCAGUGCGAGGCUGGGGUGGCAUGAACGGCUUGUCCACACUCACCGACCCAGGGGGUGAAAUUACUUGGCAGUUUGAGCACGUGCCCACUGUGGGGAACACUGAAAACAGCCUGAAGGAAGGGAUCAUAUCGGGAAUCAUGUACUGUCUCAUUAGAGAUACCUAAGUCAAGCAGGUCAAGCUUCAUUAGAAUCAAGCUGCUUGUGAUUGUAAGGAACUGCCUUUCACCCUUGUAAACUCGCAUCUGAAGUGCUGGGAAGGCUAACAUUUAUUUUUCAGAUUUCCCGGGAGAGCAAAUUUCCAAGGGAGUAGGGGAGUACCACCAAAGCUAAAGAUACGGUGCCGGGAAGCAUAAUCCAUGUCGGGAGUAGGUAGAUUUCUUCAAAACACUGUUAUAGUAGAGUGUUUAUCUUCUUCACUUGUUUAGAACUUUAAGAUGAAAGUAAUUACAGGGGAAUCACCAUAAACAGCUGCAGUUAAUCGUGACAGUCUAUUUCUACAGUUACAUCUGGUGGGCAUCAGAGGUAGACUAUGGAAAAUAAUCGUGUCUAUGUAUGACACUGUGCAAUCAUGUGUUAAACACAAUGGUGAGUUAUCUGGCUUCUUUCUAUGCUCCCUGGGUAUUAAACAAGGUGAAGUAAUGUCACCGAUUCUUUUCUCACUAUAUCUUGAAGAUAUUGAAGUAGCACUACAGCAUGUAUCGAAAACCCUGUGUGAACUAUUCGACUCUUUUGUUACCUCUACUGUGAUGUACGGCUGCGAAGUGUGGGGUAUUGUGAAAUGUUCAGAAUUUGAAAGAAUUCACUUAAAAGUUUGCAGGCGUAUUUUGCAGAUCAGUGCCAUAUCAUCUACAGUUGCUGUAUACGGCGAACUAGGGAGGUGCCCUUUAUAUAUAAAUAGGUAUGUCCGUGUGUUACGUUAUUGGUUUAAGUUAUUACCCAGUGAAAACUGUAUACAGAGGGUCGUUAAUGGUAUAUGUUUACAUGGUCUAAAUAAUGGUUAUAAAUCAUGGUUACGUAGUGCUAAAAUGUUUGUGUAUGAACUUGGUUUGGGGCAUGUCUUGGAAUUUCCAAUUGUUAAUGUUGAUAGUUUUUGUAAAGUUGUUUAAAAACUAGAUUGACAGAAAUGCGUUUUACUGUGGAAAAUAUUUAUUUAUAUUUUUAUAUGUGCCCAAAUUAAAGAGCGUCCACGUUGA